GUCGGCGGUCAGACCGGAAUGUGCGGUUCGGUGCGAGGGGUGGGCGCCGGCGGUAUAAUAUCGACACCGUUUUGUAUAUUAUAUAAAUUGUUUACUUUAAAACUGACGCGAAAGCAAGUGAAUGGACUCAUCCGACACAAGGACUCGCCGUACAUCCGAUCGCUCGGCUUUAUGUACAUCCGGUUCACACAACCGCCGCAACAUCUGUUCAAUUGGUUCGCGCCGUUCCUCGAGGACGAGGAGGAGGUGGACCCGAAGGCGGGCGGCGGUCAGACCAUCACAAUCGGGCAGAUGUGUCGCCAUAUGCUGACUAAACUGGACUGGUAUUCAUCGCUGUUCCCCAGAGUUCCCGUUCCCAUACAGAAAGAGAUCGAAUCGAAGCUUAAGGCCAGGGAUGAGGAGUACGAGCAACAGAUGCGAGAGGAAAGGGGUGUCGAGGAGGGAGAGGUCGAGGAGGAGGAGGCAGAGGAGGCGUACGAAGAGGACAACAAGACUGAGGACACGCGCGGCGGCGGCGGAAGGGCUGACUCGCGCAACAAACAUAGGAGACGUUCCGUUGAGCGCGAGAAGCCUACUGAGAGGCGGCGCUCAAGAUCUCGAGACAGAGACCGUCGGUCUCGACAAGAGGACGGAGAGGACAAGCGGUCCAACGAUAAGCACAGACACCGGCGCUCAAGAACUCCACAAUCACCACAUUCUCAUCGCAGCCAUAAUAGGGGAGACCAUCGCAGCGACAGAAGCGAACGCAACGAUCAUAAGCGCAGACAUCGUUAA
This is a messenger RNA of Oppiella nova, 774 nucleotides long. Lineage: Eukaryota; Metazoa; Arthropoda; Arachnida; Sarcoptiformes; Oppiidae. The record is from the annotation of a GenBank genome assembly.